AAAAUGAGAGAAAAGUGUGAAUCUAAGGGUAAAGAGGCUGGAAAAGAAUCAAGACCAAUAAAUGGCCCAUUGGUGAGAGAAAAGAUGCAAGAGGGGAGGGCAAAACAGACUUUUUAUGUGAGAGCGAGAGAGGUUAAGAGUGCUAUUUCUUUAGGGCAGCCCGUGUUGCUUAUAAGAUAUAAGGAGAUUUUAUUUACUGACACUGAUAUUAACCUUUCUUGUUUGCCUUCUAGUUUUAAGUCUAUGAUGCAGGAAUUCACUGAUGUCUUUCCAGAUGAGCUACCUAGUGGAUUGCCACCGUUGAGGGGUAUCGCGCAUCAGAUAGAUUUCAUACCUGGUUCUAGCAUUCCAAAUAGACCAGCUUACCGAAGCAAUCCAAUGGAAACAAAGGAAAUGCAAAGGCAAAUUGACGAGCUUAUGGAGAAGGGACUGGUGAGAGAGAGUUUAAGUCCAUGUGCUGUUCCUGUGCUGCUUGUUCCAAAGAAGGAUGGCACUUGGCGAAUGUGUGUUGAUUGUAGAGCAGUUAACAAGAUCACAGUGAAGUACAGGCAUCCUAUACCUCGGCUAGAUGACAUGUUGGAUGAGCUUCAUGGUGCCAGGUACUUUACAAAAAUUGAUCUUAUGAGUGGAUAUCAUCAGAUUAGGAUGAAACCUGGUGAUGAAUGGAAAACUGCAUUUAAGACAAAGUAUGGUUUGUAUGAAUGGUUAGUUAUGCCUUUUGGUUUGUCCAAUGCACCUAGUACGUUUAUGAGGCUAAUGAAUCAUGUGUUGCGUGCAUACUUAGGAAAAUUUGUUGUUGUUUACUUUGAUGAUAUCUUGAUCUAUAGCAGGUCUCUCGACGAACAUAUUGAGCAUUAUAAGCAUGGGAAAGACAAUGCGGUUGCAGAUGCCUUGUCUAGGAGUCCUACAAGUCUGCCUUAUUGUAAUGGCAGAAACUUGAUUUCUUUCAAUUCUAAUCAAUUUCCAUUGAAACUGUCUGUACAAAAUUAUCCUACAUGGCGAACACAAGUUCUUCCUGUUCUUCGUGGUUAUAAUCUUAUGAGUUAUGCGGAUAAGUCUUUGCCACCUCCACCUGCUUUUACUCAAGUUGGUGAGGAAGACACAACAAAAGAAACAGCAAAUCCCAAUUAUGAGUUUUGGGUUUGUCAAGAUCAGCUGAUUCUAGCAGCGAUCAUAGCUUCAACAAAUUUUUCAACUAUGCAUGUUCUCUCUUCAGCGACAACUUCAGCUGAUGCGUGGGAAAAACUUUGA
Messenger RNA from Manihot esculenta (cassava), 1251 nucleotides. RefSeq lists its product as uncharacterized. The transcript has 3 exons. The coding region runs from base 4 to 1251 and encodes 415 amino acids. Lineage: Eukaryota; Viridiplantae; Streptophyta; Magnoliopsida; Malpighiales; Euphorbiaceae. The record is from RefSeq and is a predicted model, not a curated record.